AUGUCGCUCAGCGCGCUGCUGGACCGCGCCCAGGAUGCCAUCUUCGCCCUCUCAUCCUGCCUCCCCUGCGGCCCCACCACGUCCAACCUCAAGCUAAACGGCCGCACCUUCUCCAUCGUAAAGCUCCUCGGCGAAGGCGGCUUCUCGUUCGUCUACCUCGUCAAGGACGUCGACAGCGGCCGCAUCUUUGCCCUCAAAAAGAUCCGCUGCUCCUACGGCUCCUCGUCCUUCCGCGAGGCCAUCAAGGAGGUCGAGGCCACAAAACGCUUCCGCUGCCAAAACGUCAUCCAGGUCCUCGACAGCUGCGUCGUGCAGGACCACGCCGCAGAACGCAGCGGUCUCGGAAACAUCCCCGCUGCAGAGGGCGGCGAAGAGGGCGGCAAGGUCAUCUACAUCUUCCUCCCCUUUUACGAGCGCGGCAACCUCCAGGACGCCAUCGCCGCCCACGUCGUCCGCGGCACCCGAUUCGGCGAGAGGGAGAUGCUCCUCCUCUUCCAGGGUACCUGCCAGGGCGUCCGCGCCAUGCACAAGUACCGCCUGCCCGACGUCGGAGCCAAGCGCAACCGCUCCGCCGGCAGCACCGCCGCGCCGUCCAUGGAGCCCCCGAGGGACGUCGAGGGCCAGCAGGACCCGUUUUCCGACGACAACCACGCCGAGAGGCCGCUCAUUGACGGACAAGAGGUCGAAGAGGAAGGCGCCGGCUCCUAUCCGCCCAGGCCGAGUGCCGGCGGCGGCGGCGGCAGUGGGGGAAACGGCAAGGGCAAGGCCAGGGAAACGGCUCUCGAUGGACAGGGCGGCGACGCCGACGACGAGGGUCAGGGCGGAGAGCCGAUCCCCUACGCGCAUCGCGACAUCAAGCCAGGCAACGUCAUGAUCUCGGACGACGGGCGCACGCCGGUGCUGAUGGACUUUGGGUCGACGAUCAAGGCGCGCGUGCGCAUCACGUCGCGGCGCGAAGCCGUGGCGCACCAGGACUAUGCGGCCGAGCGCUCCUCGAUGCCCUACCGCGCGCCCGAGCUCUUCGACGUGCCCACCGACUGCACCCUGACCGAGGCCGUCGACAUCUGGUCGCUCGGCUGCAUGCUCUUCGCCCUCGCCUACCUCCACUCGCCGUUUGAGACGACCCAGACGAUAGAGCAGGGCGGCUCCAUCGCCCUCGCCGUCCUCAACGGUUCCUACAAGUUCCCGCCAGCGGCAGAGGACCCGUACUCGGACGCGACGCGCGAGAUUAUCCGCAGGUGCAUCAAGGUCAAGCCAGACGAGCGGCCCGACAUCGACGAGGUCCUCGCCCUCACGGCGACGGCGUUGCGCGGGCUAGAGUGA
Messenger RNA from Pseudozyma flocculosa PF-1, 1323 nucleotides. RefSeq lists its product as uncharacterized. Gene Ontology annotation, biological process: regulation of vacuole fusion, non-autophagic; protein phosphorylation; vacuolar protein processing. Gene Ontology annotation, molecular function: ATP binding; protein serine/threonine kinase activity. Gene Ontology annotation, cellular component: cytoplasm; Golgi apparatus. The record is from RefSeq and is a predicted model, not a curated record. Lineage: Eukaryota; Fungi; Basidiomycota; Ustilaginomycetes; Ustilaginales; Ustilaginaceae. The coding region runs from base 1 to 1323 and encodes 440 amino acids. The transcript has 2 exons.